AUCCGCGGAACUAGCUCACAACAGAGGGGGAGGAGGAGGGAGGUGAUCCAUGGAGAAGUCGCCGGGGGCUUCACCGGAGACCGCCGCGGCGGCCGCGGAGGUGGCGGAGCGGUUCCGGUCGCUGGUCUCCGCCGAGGACGUCGGAUCCAUCAAGCAGGCGCAGCACCUCAUACUGGGGCGAUUGCAAGAUAGUAAUGCAGUUCUCACGCAUUUUAACGAGUACUCUGAACAAUGCUUUGCGGAGGUCUCCAGUGACUUUGCUAGUAAAACUCGCCUUCUCAAGUCGAUGAAGGAUGAUCUUGACCAUAUUUUCCUGAAACUGAGAAGCAUGAAAUCAAGGUUAGCAGCAACUUAUCCAGAUGCUUUCCCUGAUGGUGCGAUGGCAAAGACGAUGGAUCAAAGACCAGAUCUUGAAAAUCCUCUGGAAUAAUUGGUUUAUCACCUAAACGUAGCAUAUCAGCGACAAGAUCUGCUGCAGCUAAGAUCCAUUUCCUUUUUCUUGAGAAGUGACGCAAGAAAGUUCUAUCUGCACCUUGUGUUGCAGAAAACUACAGCUUCCAGAAACUUCCGCGUACACCUUUC
Molecule: messenger RNA, 582 nt
Organism: Lolium rigidum
Lineage: Eukaryota; Viridiplantae; Streptophyta; Magnoliopsida; Poales; Poaceae
Product: kxDL motif-containing protein 1-like
Exons: 3
Coding region: 50-430 (126 amino acids)
Biological process (GO): lysosome localization
Cellular component (GO): BORC complex
Source: RefSeq, a predicted model, not a curated record